Messenger RNA from Capsella rubella, 1743 nucleotides. Its product is annotated as G-box-binding factor 4. Gene Ontology annotation, biological process: positive regulation of DNA-templated transcription. The transcript has 2 exons. NCBI's taxonomy places the organism in Eukaryota, Viridiplantae, Streptophyta, Magnoliopsida, Brassicales, Brassicaceae. Gene Ontology annotation, molecular function: DNA-binding transcription factor activity. Gene Ontology annotation, cellular component: nucleus. The coding region runs from base 236 to 1159 and encodes 307 amino acids. The record is from RefSeq and is a predicted model, not a curated record.
UUCAAACUCACGCGCCACUGUGCGCGUUAAGUUACUUAUUUCUUUCAGUUUGAGAUUACAAUUUGGGAUAAAUUACGAAAAGUUCUCAAUCCGACACAAAAAACCCCUAAAUAAUAAUCAAAUCUCUCUGCUUCUCUGGAAAUUUCAAAACUUAGGCUGAGUCAAAGAAAUCGAGUGAUCCGAUUCCGGCGAGAGAGGAACAUCAACGGACUUUUUUUUUGUUCAUACCCAAAAAAUGACGUCGUUUCAGGUGAUGCGUUCUUCGAAUUCUAGAAACUCGGAUCUAUCUCAUCGUAUCUCUUCUUCUUCUUCUUCGUCGUCUAUAAGACCUCAUCAACAACAGUUCCGGCGAGAUCUCUCUAAUGGCGGUUACGGCGUAAGAAACGACGGUUUAUUAUACAGUUCAACUUCCAUGACGGUUGAAGGUAUUUUACACGAUACUUUCGCUUCAGAUCCACCUGCACCGACGGAGUCAUCGCUUCUCGAUGCUUCGAUUACUCUCAUGGAUGCUUCUCCUGCGACAAUGACUGUUGUUGUGGAAGGAGGAACGGAGACGACGACGACGACGCGUGAUGGGAAGAGUGUUGAUGAGGUUUGGAGAGAGAUGGUAUCAGGAGAAGGGAAAGGUAUGAAGGAAGAGACGCAGGAAGAGAUAAUGACGUUAGAGGAUUUUUUAGCGAAAGCUGCGGUGGGGGAUGAAGCUGGAGCGGCGGAUGAUUUGGAUGUCAAGAUUUCGCCGACGAAUUACGGGUUCGAUCAUUCCGCGCCGCCGCAUAAUCCGUUUCAGAUGAUUGAUAAAGUUGAAGGAUCGAUUGUUGCGUUUGGGAAUGGUUUAGAUGUUUACGGCGGUGGUGGUGGAGCGAGAGGGAAGAGAGCUAGAGUUAUGGUUGAGCCAUUGGAUAAAGUAGCUGCACAAAGACAGAGAAGGAUGAUUAAGAAUCGUGAAUCUGCUGCUAGGUCUAGAGAGAGGAAACAAGCUUAUCAAGUUGAGUUGGAAACUUUGGCUGCUAAGCUUGAAGAAGAGAAUGAGUUGCUUUCAAAGGAGAUUGAAGAGAAGAGGAAAGAGAGAUACCAGAAGCUGAUGGAGUUUGUGAUUCCUGUGGUUGAGAAACCUCAGCAGCAGAGGUUUUUACGCAGGAUUCGGUCUUUGGAAUGGUGAAGAAAGGUAUAGACCUUUUGCGGAUUUGUAGGAUUUAAAGGGUUACUUUUGUGUAUGUUGUGUGCGAGAAUGAGAAGAGUGGAUUCAUAAUCCUGCAGUAGAGUUGUGAUGUGAUGAUUAUGGUUAAUAACUUAUAUAGUAUAUUGAUUGCAUAUGUUACCUAUAUGGAUCUUAGGAUGAGCACAAUCUCUCUCUCUUUGAAUAUAGAGUUUGAAUUAUUAGGGUUUAUAAGUUUGAGUAGAGUGAAUUAGUUGGGAGGAGGAGCAGUGAUAUCUUCCUCUUCCUUGUUCUCUUGGCAUCGAUUUAGCAGACGAAGUCGGUGCUAGAGAUGAGAUACCUGUAAGGCUGUAACCACUCAGAUUCAGAGUCGAAAUGGUAUCCACAGAAAUGAGCUUGGUCUUUCAUCCCGAGCCAUGCAUGUAUGUGGAGGUAAAGCGAAUCAAAGUACAUUGAACUACAAAGUAAACUUAUUAUGAUUAGCAGUUGAUCGAACCACUUGUAUGACUUCUUAUGUAAACCAACAACAGUGAACCAAACAUGACACGUAUGUCUCUGCUGAAUAAGAAAAGUAUAUUGCUUCUUAA